UUCCCUCUCUCUAUCUCUCUCCUAGCAAACCCUUAGCUGAUGCGAUUCUCCACUAGAGAGCUCCAAAAAACACAUCAACCUUUACAAAAAGAGAAAGAAAGAUCAAAUUAGAACCAUGGUUUUUUCUUCCAUUCCAGCUUAUCUUGAUCCAGCCAACUGGCAACAGCCAUCCAACCAUCAAGCCGGGAAUAGCAGUGGAAACCAUCCUCCGCUUCAACCACCAGCGCAGCAACAGCCAGUGCCUUCUUUCCCACCUGCUCAGCCUCAUGCAGGAGGUGGGCCGGGUGCGGUCUCUAUUAGGCCCGGCUCCAUGGCAGAACGAGCCCGGUUAGCUAACAUACAUAUGCCAGAGGCAGCCCUAAAGUGCCCCCGAUGCGAAUCAUCAAACACCAAGUUUUGCUACUUCAACAACUACAGUCUCACACAGCCUAGGCACUUUUGCAAGACCUGCAGAAGAUACUGGACUAGAGGAGGAGCUCUUCGAAACGUUCCUGUUGGAGGUGGAUGUAGGAGGAACAAACGAACUAAAGCAACUAGUUCAAAAUCUCCUGUCAGCAGUGCUGAUCGCCAAACCACCUCAAGUUCCACGGGCACUGUUUCCUCUAACAGUACCCCAUCUGCUAAUGUGUUAGGCCUCACACCUCAAAUUCCACCUAUGCGGUUUUUAUCUCCGUUGAGCCAACUCAGUGAUCACUACAGCCCUGCUGGAGACAUUAGCUUGAACUACGGCGCAAAUAAUUCAGCUCCAUUGCUGGGGACAAGCGAGAUGAACUUUCAUAUAAACCCUAAUAAUCUGCUUAGCUGUGGACUUGGUGGUGGAGUGGCUUCCCUUCUACCAGGUGGCGGCAUUGAGCAGUGGCGGUUGCAGCAAGCCCAGCAGUUCCCUUUCUUGGGAGGGUUGGAAGCAUCCCCACCCGGAUUGUACAGCCAACUUCAAGCAAGUAGCGUCGAGCCCUCCGGAUUUGUAGGUGAAACGAGCCAUCACCAUGUGAGGCCUAAACUUUCAUCUUCCAUUCUGACUCAGCAAGCUUCAGUUAAGAUGGAAGAUAAUCAUCAAGAGUUGAACUUGUCAACGCAACUUAUGGGGAUUCCGGGAAAUCAUGAUCAGUGGAACGGUACUGCUGCGGCUUGGACAACAGAUCUUGCUAGUUUUAGCUCUUCUUCUACUACAAAUCCCUUAUAGCAUGUAGAAGUACAUGGUGAAGUUAUUAGUUAUCCCACCAGCGAGCAGUCUAAUGGUGAAGCUCUAUGAAUUUAGUGACUAAUUAAAGCUUCCACAUAACUCCUCUAUACUCAUGUUUCGCGGGGUGGUUGAAUGAUUUCAGUUCUAUGACUCGUGAAGGAAUAGGUCUUUCUCAGAUUGACCAGAAACCCUAGAGCUUGUUAGGUUCAUGUUUAGUCACCCAUUUCCGUCUUAUGUCUUUCUUUCACUUCAGUUUUUUUAUUUUUCUUUCGUUAUGUUAAACAACCUCGAGAGGGUAAGAAUCUUAGAUGAUGUAGCUUUGUGGUAGAAAAUGAAGCUUUAAUUUCCUAAGCAGUUCAAAGGGCUGAGCUGAAGCCUGAAUCUGUUUCAAGUUAUUAACAUCAUUUGGUACGUUCUCAUGCAUCCUCUGAAAUAGUGGUCCGUUGUAACAAAUGUCUGGUGAACCGAAGCAACAAUCUUUCAGUGAUGAAAUAUGUGACUCAAAUGAAGCUUAUGCCAUUUA
Molecule: messenger RNA, 1706 nt
Organism: Coffea eugenioides
Lineage: Eukaryota; Viridiplantae; Streptophyta; Magnoliopsida; Gentianales; Rubiaceae
Product: dof zinc finger protein DOF2.4
Exons: 2
Coding region: 116-1183 (355 amino acids)
Biological process (GO): regulation of DNA-templated transcription
Molecular function (GO): DNA binding; DNA-binding transcription factor activity
Source: RefSeq, a predicted model, not a curated record